Messenger RNA from Sphaeramia orbicularis (orbiculate cardinalfish), 6706 nucleotides. Its product is annotated as calmodulin-binding transcription activator 1-like. The record is from RefSeq and is a predicted model, not a curated record. Gene Ontology annotation, molecular function: protein binding; double-stranded DNA binding; transcription coregulator activity. NCBI's taxonomy places the organism in Eukaryota, Metazoa, Chordata, Actinopteri, Kurtiformes, Apogonidae. Gene Ontology annotation, biological process: regulation of transcription by RNA polymerase II. Gene Ontology annotation, cellular component: nucleus.
CACCACCUCCACCACCACCACUAGGUCGAGUCGAGGAGGAGGAGGAGGAAGAGGAGGAGGAGGAGGGAUGAGGCGCGCGGCGGAGGGGAAAUGGCUGCCGAAAACAAGCCGGAAGGACUGAAGAAGAUAAGAAAUCCAGAGCGAAUGGUCAGGAUUGCUGUUGGUUACACAGGACACACCCCUCCCAAAAGUGACGACACUGACGCCAACAAUGAACCAGGCCAGUUAAAGAUCUACCUUCCUAAGAAGCUGCUUGAGUGUCUACCCAAAUGUUCCUCUCUGCCCAAGGAGCGCCAUCGCUGGAACACCAACGAGGAGAUUGCUGCAUAUCUCAUCACUUUUGAGAAACAUGAUGAGUGGCUGACGACAUCGCCAAAAACCAGGCCUCAAAAUGGCUCUAUGAUCCUCUAUACCGCAAGAAAGAAGGUGAAGUACAGGAAAGAUGGCUACUGCUGGAAGAAAGGAAAGAUGGGAAAGACCACCCGAGAGGAUCAUAUGAAGCUGAAAGUGAGAGGAGUGAGCUGUCUGUAUGGCUGCUACGUCCACUCCUCCAUCAUCCCCACCUUCCAUCGUAGAUGCUAUUGGCUGCUGCAGAACCCAGACAUUGUGCUUGUACACUACCUGAAUGUGCCAGCAGUGGAUGACAGCGGGAAGCCAUGUGGUCCUGUCCUCUGUUCCAUCAACACAGACAGGAAGGAGUGGGCCAAGUGGAGCAAGGAGGAGCUCAUUGGGCAACUCAAACCUAUGUGUGCUGGAAGCAGCCUGCAUCAGAAAUGUUCCAGUGUCAAGCAACGUAUCAUCUCGUCAAAGCAAGAGUCAGGGGCAACAGCAGGAGGAGGGGCUGCUGUCGGUACCGGCUUAGUGGCAGGCCAGAGGGCUGAGGAAGCAGAUGGGACAGAAGUCCAGAACAGCGAUGUGUCCGAGGGCCAGACGGCGCCCAGCCCAGGUGGGGGCAGGAGCAGAGCAGGCGGUGGAGAGAGGAGGAAUGGCAGGAUAACCAAACCCUCCCUACUCCCACAGAGCAGCAUGGAGGUGUCUUCAUCCACUUCCACCAACCAGGUGGAGGUACCUGAUACCACCCAGAGCUCCCCACUGUCAAUCACCAGCGACAUGGCUGACAGCCCUGCCCUUGCCAUCGGGGCUGGCUUGUCACAGAGCACAGCUGUGUUCAUGUCUGAGGUCACCACACUGACUGGGGAUUCAGUUUAUUCUGCUGGCCACACCCACCUGCUGGCAUCCACGCAUGAGAGCACCACCGCUGGCAUCCUCCUGGCUGUUGCCCCUGAAAAUCAGAGGUUUACAUCAUUUUCCGGAGUGGUUGGCCUAGGAGAUGGAGGAGAGCUGGUUCUGUCCAGCUCUCUGGACACUGGGGGAGGAGUCAGCCUUCCUGAAACCACCAUGACCUUCGACCCUGAUUGCUUCCUCAAUAACCCCAAGCAGGGACAGACAUACGGAGGAGGUGGAGGCAAGACUGAAGGGUGUAAUGGUGAUGAUGGUGGUGGGAUUCACUGUUCCUCUAAUGGGUUUGUCUACAACUCAGCUCUUGUCAACAACAUCAAGACAGAACCAACACCCCUGGAGCAGCCAUUGGCCACCCAGAGCAGCUAUGUGGGAGAAGGGACCGGCCUUAGCCCAAGCACCACCUUGGAACAGAUGGACUUUAGUGCUGUGAUGUCAUCAACUUGUGUCCCGACUCUGACCCAGCAGGCUCACCACCCCUCUCCAAGCCUCUUCCUCCAGGCCUCCCCCCAGACGAGUCAGGCCUCCCAGCUCCAAACUAACGGUACUGAGGCAAGCCCAGAAUCAGGCGAGGCCCAGGCUUACAUUGGCCUGCCCACUGUGCCAACAGGCUCUCCGGUCACCAAUGGAGACCCACAUACACACAUACACCAAGCCAGCCCAGACCAGCAGGCCCUGUGUGGACGGAACGGACAAGGGGCAGCAGUUGGUUCUUUUCCUUUGACCCAACAGGAUGCUACUGUUGACCAAUCAGGCAGCAGGGGGCACCGGGAGGUUGGGGGCAUUGACAAGGCUACGGAGAAUGGAGGAGAAUUGCUCCUUAAGCCUGGAGAUCCUCAUGAGCCCUAUGCUGCUGUGGACACUGAGCACUACCUGCAACCCACAGAUGACAACGCAGGAGGAGAGGAGGGUGGAGGGGGGGGUACAGGAGGAGGGGGAGGAGGGGAAAAUGAGAUUCUUUGUAAUGGUGUAAGCUUAUCAGGGGCCAGUAGUUCAGUGGUGGCCAGUCCUCAGUCGAUAGCUGCUGGUGCAAACAUUGAAGGGGCGCUCUACAGCUCUCCCCUUCCUCAGCAAGGUGGGGGAGUAUCAGCGACAGCAGGUGGAGCAGGGGCAGCCAUCAGCCUCGAGGGUUUUGAAGCUUCGUUUGGAAGCCAGUUCUCUGAUCUCAUCAAUGAUUUCAUAUCAGUUGAGGGGUCUGGAGCUGGGGUGGGGGCAGCUGUCACUGGGGUGCUGAUGACCCAGGAGGGGUCAACAGGAGAGGAGCAAGGCACAGGAGCAGGCCACCUGCAGGGCUCAGAAGUGGAGCAGGGAGCUCUGGGACUGCUCCAGGAGACUGGGAGGCUGUUUGGUGUGACAGACUACUCCCCAGAGUGGUCUUACCCAGAGGGUGGAGUAAAGGUGUUGAUCACAGGUCCGUGGUUAGAGUCAAGUAGCGAAUACAGCUGUUUCUUUGACCACAUCAGUGUACCUGCUGCCCUCAUCCAGCCUGGGGUGCUGCGCUGCUAUUGCCCAGCCCACGACACUGGACUCGUGAUGCUGCAAGUAGCAAUGGGUGGCGAGGUCAUUUCUUCAUCUGUGGUGUUUGAAUACAAGGCACGCGACCUUCCUGCUUUGCCAUCUUCUCAACAUGACUGGCUGUCCCUGGAUGAUACCCAGUUCAGGAUGUCCAUCUUGGAGAGACUGGAGCAGAUGGAACAGAGGAUGGCCGAAAUAUCCAAUCAGAACCCCAGUUCAGAUACCAUAGCAACCAAGGGCGGAGGAGUGGAGGGGGGAGGAGCCACUGAUCAGCAUUCUCAAAUGUCACCUGAUCAGGGUUCAUUUGAGGGUCGUGUGGUGGUGGUGUGUGAGAAGAUGAUGUCUCAGCCCUGCUGGGCUUCAUCUAAUCAGCUUGUCCACAGUAAAAACUCCAGAGGAAUGACCUUAUUGCAUCUGGCUGCAGCUCAGGGCUACGCUGGGCUCAUUCAGACUCUGAUUCGCUGGCGCACUAAACAUGCUGACAGUAUUGACCUUGAGCUAGAGGUGGAUCCUUUGAAUGUAGAUCACUUCUCUUGUACUCCUUUGAUGUGGGCAUGUGCUCUAGGUCACACUGAGGCAGCACUGGUGCUAUAUCAGUGGGAUCCAAGAGCUUUGGCUAUUCCUGACUCACUGGGACGUUUGCCACUGAACAUUGCCCGAUCUCGAGGCCACACACGAUUGGCUGAGCUUUUAGAGCAGCUGCAACAAACUCCUACAGCUCAGGGCCAGCCUAAUGACACAUGGAUGGACAGGUGGAAAGGAGAGUCGCAGUCCAGUGGAGUAACCAACACCACCACCCCUAACUCUAACCCUAACUCUAGCUCAGAGCUGAGAAGAGCCAGGACAGAGAACCAGCCAGACAACCAGAACCAGACAUGGACUCAGACAGGACACAGACCACAACAGGGAACCCAGGGAGAUCAGGGAGGUCCACCCCCAGCCAAGAGACUCAAGCCCAGCCCAGAAACCCAGCAACAGCUAGCUAACUCCCCCUCUGGCACUGUCACACUUAACUCUCUCCUCAACUCUUCUUCUUCUAACCCUAACCCUCAACAUUCUCCGCUCCCCAACACACAAAAAACUCAACCCUCCAACCUCAGCUGUCAGAACGUGCCUCCUGCCAGCUCGAGCGCUAACCGGCCCCAGCUCCCCAGCACCCCAUUCUCCCACCUGCAGGCCAGGAUAGGGGGUUUUGGAGGUGCUAACAGGUGGAGUCUGAGACAGACUCUGGGGCAGCGUAGCCUAGCCAGGAGGAUUCUGGGAAAAGAACGACUGGCCAUUCACCUGCGCCAAAGAGUGCUGUCUGACAGAGGGGAGGAGACAGAGCUGCUGACCUAUCAGGAUAACGCAGAGGACUUACAGAUGGAUAUCACAAUGCUAGCUGAUCAUAUUAUGGAGGCUUCUGCAAGUAGACUGAAGCAGGAGGCUAUGGAGACUGAAACAGACUCUGGGAAACUGGGGAUUAGCAGUGACGUUAGAUUACUGUCUGGUUACCUUGGUGAGGUGGAGAGAUUUCUGAACUCAAAGCCCCAGAGUCCAAGCCCUAAACCAACCACUCUCUCAGGGCCUGAGGAUCAUCCAAGUCCUCAAGCUAAGCAAGCCCUGUCCUCCUCCUUCGACUGGAGCUCCUUCCUCUGUGCAGCUAUGAAAGAGGAGAGGUUAAAAACGGAGUCCUCCUGUCUAGCCAUGACCGAAGCAGAGCAGGGAGAACUGUAUGAGACCAUCAGACAUGCUCUGCACUCCCUCAGAAAACACAAGGGUCCCAUUCAGGAACAACGCAAAGAGAUUGCAGCAGUGAUUCAGCGCUGCUAUAAGAGAUAUAAGCAGUAUGCACUUUAUAAGAGGAUGACCCUGGCUGCCAUCCUGAUCCAGAGUCGUUUCAGGAGUUUUCAUGAGCAGAGGAAGUUCCAACAGAGUCGUAGAGCAGCGGUCCUCAUCCAGCAAUACUACCGCUCCUACAGGCACUCCCUCAGCAGCCUCCUAAGUAAAAAACAGAACCAGGCUGCUCGCAAAAUCCUGAGGUUCCUGCUCCGAUGCCGCCACAGGGCCAGAGAGCAGAGAAAGGCCAGGGGUCCUGAGAGCCCACCACCAGGCCCCACACACAGCCCUCUCAGCCUGUGAGCAAUCUACAGUGUACACCCUCCUCGCCCAUCAUCUUCUUCCUUUACCUUCAUUCUCUCCAAAUCCCCUCCCUGUCCAUUCCUUGACCCCUUCUCCCUCUGCCCUCUUUCCCUCUCUUCCCUCUUUUCUCCUACCCUCUCUCCCUGAUUCUCUCAAGAGAGAAAAACUCUUCCCAGACAGACUGAGGACAGGAUAGGUGUCCAUCAUGGCAGCUCAGACAGACAGACUGCUGGGCAGAGCCAAGGGACCUGGCUCUGCCCACAGCACUGAUCCUCCUCCACAGUUUCACUGGGAGGCCAUCACAUUAACCUCAUGGCAUUCUUUGCACUCUUCAUGGGUAUCUUACUUUGCAAGAAAAGUCAGCGAGUCAAGCGAGAGAACGUGAGAAGGCGCCUGACAACGGCAUCCUGCUAUUCUGGCUGCAUCGGAAUGUGGCGAAAAGGCUCCUGUGAUGAACAGCUGACUGAAGGAAAAGGCUCCUUUGACAUGCAGAAUAUAUACAAAACCUGCUCGGUUUUGUAUCCAAGCAGCGAUCCAUGAUGAAUAAGAAAACAUAAACCAAAAAACUCACUUCUAUGUUGCAUUUGCAUGCAAGAUUUUUUCGCUUAUUCCUCCUCUUCAUCAUCCUAAGCGAUAUCGUGGCAAAUCAUUCUGCUGAUUUAGUAUAUCACAAUAUCACCAACCACUCUGACUCACAGGCUUACAAACUUAUUAAUCAGUCACCCGAUCAAAAGGGGAGGAACUGCACUUGAAUGUAAGAGGGGCAUUGUUAGAUAAGGGUUGGGGUCUGAAUAACGAUGUCUUAAUUUGUUACAUGGACUUUGUAUGGAGUCGUUCUCAGAGGCAGCACUUUGCUAGCCUGACGUGGUGUGUCCGUGUUUGUUCAAUUCAAUGCAUGUGUUUGAGCUACGAGCUCCUGCAUGCUUGCCAAACUGCUUUAGUGUUGUUUCUUUUGUAUUUCUAUGUGUAGUUGUGUCUCACUUCCGUCCUCAUCAACUUAUCCUUGCCCUGUGUAAUGUGAAAUGUGUAAGGACAAAUGACUUAUUUUGGGUGCUUUUUUUUACUUAAUUUAUUUAAGGGUCUAAUUAUUUAUUUAAUUGGCUCAAGAGUGGUUUUGCUUGAGACUGGUUUCCCCCCUUGUGUGGUAAAAUAUGACAUGUUCCAAUGGUUAAAUGUCUCUGUUAGUUUGUUCUUUGCGUGAACCUCUAAAUCCUAACUGUGGUUUUGAGGAGAGAGUCACAUACCAUUGCCUUGACUUCUUCUUGACUCUGAGAGGUCUCUAUGCUUGCUCUGUACAGGACAUGGGUCCUAUACAUGCCCCUAUACAGGGCACGGUCCCCAUAUUAGCCCAAAUGGGCAAUCAAAUCCAUAUUUUGGACUAUUGCAUACUCCUGUAUAUAAACUGACGAGGUAAGGGGAUACGAGGACCCUGAAACUUUUUCAUAAGAGGACUGUAUUUAAGAUUAUAAAUUAUUUUACUCCCAUAAUGAGAACUUAAGACAGAGACCUGGGUACACAGGAUGGCUGUAUUGCUUGUAAAUAAUGUAGAUAUUACAAACGGAGUAACAUGCAUGAGAUUUAAGACAAAGAAACAGCAAAAAGAACAUGUUAGUGGCUAUGGACUGUGAGAGGAUUUUAACUGCUUCACUUUAAGAGUAUCCAGUAUAAGUGUUACUGAAAAGAACAUUUUGUUAAAGCAUGCAACUGAAAAAUCUAAUGUUAGAAUUAUAAGUGGGAAAACAAAGUUAGCUGAAACAAUGAUCUUUCAGACAAAACAUUUACACUUUGUGCUUUUGUUUCUUGGCUAGCAAAAAUUAAACCCUUUUUGCCA